Messenger RNA from Carcharodon carcharias (great white shark), 1816 nucleotides. It is a transcript of the gene mtrf1l, whose product is annotated as mitochondrial translational release factor 1-like. The transcript has 8 exons. The record is from RefSeq and is a predicted model, not a curated record. Gene Ontology annotation, biological process: translational termination. NCBI's taxonomy places the organism in Eukaryota, Metazoa, Chordata, Chondrichthyes, Lamniformes, Lamnidae. The coding region runs from base 190 to 1554 and encodes 454 amino acids. Gene Ontology annotation, molecular function: translation release factor activity.
GGGGCGGGGCCUGAGAGCUGUGCGCCCUCAGCCCGGGGAUCGCGCAGUUUGGGGAACUCUGCUGGCUGGAGUCAGCUUUAAAAUCUCCGAGAACUCUUUCGGAUCGGAUUUUUCCUGGUGCGUCGUAAAACAAGACUAUCACUCGUCAGCCGUGCUAUCGAGGGGGACUGACCACCCUGUGUGUGGAACAUGCUGCUUAUCGGUCAGACUCUCCGAAUCACCCUGAAUGGCACCAGCAGCCGAAUCCACACAUUGAGCUGCCUUGCAAAGCAUUCGUUCCGGUGCGUCAGGUAUUGCUUCUGGCAGAAAACCAGGCGUGGAUUUCGUGGGCCUCUGUACGCCAACCUCCCUGCCAGCACUCCAGAGUCCACUCGUGCCUUCAGCGCCAGCACGCAGGUGGUGGAAGGACUCUUUGCGCGGAGCUCGCUACAGGAUUACCUGAGGAAGCUGGAGCAGGAGUACGUGGAGUCUGUGCAGAGGCUUAGUUCCACCCAGGCUUCCCCGGAGGAGGAGGAGGAGGAGGAGGAAAGGGCAAAAGUGUUGAGGAGGAGAGUGACUGAACUGGCACCGGUGGUAACGGAACUGCAGCAGCUAAGGCUCAAAAUGCAGGAGCUACAGGACAUUGCGAGCUUGCUGAAAGAUGAGGAUAUCGAUUUGAAGAAACUUGCUGAAAGUGAAGAGAGUUCUUGCCUGGAAACCAUCAGAGCCCUAAAGUCUAAGAUAAUUUCACUCGUGGUUCCCCCUGAAGAUGCAGAUGAUAAUGACUUGAUUCUGGAGGUGACAGCAGGUGUUGGGGGACAGGAGUCCAUGCUGUUCACUGCGGAGAUGUUCGAAAUGUACAGAGGCUAUGCGGCCUUCAAGAACUGGCACUUUGAAGUUUUGGAAUACUGCCACAGCGAUCUAGGGGGUCUGCGACAUGCUACAGCCAGUGUGAGUGGCCGGGAGUCCUACAAGCAAAUGAAGUACGAGGGGGGAGUGCAUAGAGUCCAACGAGUUCCCAAAACUGAGAAACAAGGCAGGACUCAUACCAGCACUAUGACUGUGGCCAUAUUACCACAGCCUACUGAGAUUGACAUGACCAUCAACCCCAAAGACCUACGGAUAGAGACGAAACGAGCGAGUGGAGCUGGGGGUCAGCACGUCAACACGACAGACAGCGCAGUUCGCAUUCUGCACAUACCAACAGGUGUGGUCGCUGAGUGCCAACAGGAAAGGUCACAGCUGAAGAACCGAGAGAAGACAAUGCAAAUGCUGCGAGCUAAAUUAUACAGCAUGAAGCUGGAGGAACAGACUAACAAGCGACAUUAUGCUCGAAAGAUUCAGGUUGGGACCAAGGGAAGGUCAGAAAAAAUCCGAACGUACAAUUUUCCACAGGAUAGGGUUACGGAUCAUAGGAUUGGAAAAUCACUUUAUGACUUGAGGAGUUUCAUGAUGGGGGAGGAGCUCCUGGACGACAUGGUUGAGGAGCUGAAGGGCCUGGCAGACACUGACUCUCUCCUUGAGUUACUGGAACAGAGUACAUCGAGCCAGCAGAAUGAGCACAGGCAUCAGUGAGGACUCAACAAGAGAACUUUCUAGACUUCAGUCACGUCUGGACUCGACCCUCCCAACACUCUGCCCUAGUCGGCUUCCCAUAUUUCACUCUGGAACUCUCCAUCUAACAGCAAUGUCUGAGUGUUUUCACCACACGACUGGGACCGUUUAAGGAUUCAGCUCACAGUGACCUUCUCAAGGGCAACAAGGGAAUGCAUAAUAAGUGUUGACCUUGUCAUCAACCCAAGGAUGAAUAAAUAAAUGUUAAACAAAUGAGAAUGUA